UGCAACAGAAAGCAUAUAAGUGUGACUGAGACCGAACAAAAAAACAGUGACCUUUUGCUACGCAGUGAGGAGCUAAAUAUGAGGGUCCUGGCAUUCUUUGUGUUUCUUGUUUUAUGCAUGACUUUAGAAAAAUGCUUCUGCAAGAAGAAACCCAGACCCAAACCGUCUUGCGGAUAUCCACCAUCGCAGUGGUGCAAGACUCUGGAAAUAGCCAUGGAAUGCAAGGUUCUGAAGCAGUGUAUGGAGCUGAAUGCUACACGGCCAGAUCCUGCUGUCCCCAAUGUGACGGUUGGGCUGUACUAUGAGAGCUUGUGUCCUGGCUGCAGGGGUUUCCUGGUGGAGCAGCUCUUUCCCACUUGGGUCAUGCUGGCCGACAUCAUGGAUGUCCAGCUGGUGCCUUAUGGCAACGCCCAGGAGACCGAGCACCUGGGAAAGUAUGAGUUCCACUGUCAACAUGGAGAUCCAGAGUGUCUGGGUAACAUGAUCGAAACCUGCAUUAUGAAACUGGUUGAAGACAUGGCGUUCCUCGUCAUUUUCUGCAUGGAGGCCUCCGCUGAUGUCUUGACUGCAGCCCAACCUUGUGUACAGCUGUAUGCUCCUUCUGUGAAGUGGGAGACCAUCAUGACCUGUGUGAAGGGAGACCAGGGGAACCAACUCAUGCAUGAUAAUGCGCAGAAGACAAAAGCGCUUAAUCCACCCCAUUCUUACGUGCCCUGGGUGACCAUCAAUGGGGAGCACACGGAGGAAUUGGAAGACAAGGCGCUGUCAUCUCUCUUCGUCCUGGUCUGUAGCUUGUACACGGGUGGCAAACCCCCAGCCUGCACUGGAGCGCAGAAGAAACUUGACAGGAGUUUCUGCUAAAACACCUUUGGCAUAUAUACGUGUGUCUCCUAUGGCAUCCUAAUGUUUGUAUGGAACAAUAAUGCAAAUUUGUACUACCUUGCCUUUUUACUAAAAUCAUAUUUCUUAAGUAAAUCAAGGCUCCUUUAUUAAUAUGCACUUUUGCCAUCUGAAUCUACAUUUCUGUGAAAGAACGACAUUUAAAACUUGUGCCUUUCACUGCCAUGAUGGAACAUGUAUAGUUCUGUCAUAACCACUAAUCCUAUUUUGCCAUUAUAACUACUGUUACAUAUGAUCUGAGGACCACCUAAAUAUUUUUAAAGAAAUGGAGGUGUUUUAUGGGAAUGGAUUUGUGCUCACUGGAAAAAUACUAACUGUUCCACAACUGUUUUGAGAUGUACUUUCAAUCUUAAUGUAAAUCUCAAACAAAGCACUAACUUCUCAUGUUAGAAUGGGGUAAAUCAAUUAAUUGCAUUUUUUGGAAUUUCAAGCAGGAUUUUAUAUCUAAUGUUUUACAGUCUAAAAAUCCAGGAAUUCAAUAGUAAAUUUUCCAAUCAGUAUGGAUUGUUUAUUACCAACCUAAUCCAAUUUAUAAAUAUCAAUGCAUAUGUAUUUUUUCAUGCAGUGGGAAAAAAUAGCAUUUUAUGUCCUGUAAAGGGUGCAUCGGCAGUGUCCAUGAGUAUAGCCAGAGUGAUUCGGUCAUAAAGGCUAAGAAUUGUUCAUAUUUAUACUCAAAUCGCAGAUCCUAAUAACUUGCGGGCUGAAAUUUAGACUUGGGGGCAGGGUGAAUAAAAUAUUUUGGUAUAGACUUAAACAAUGGGUCAUUUUUUCUGUUUUUGAGAAUCAACACUGUAAUUAUCAAUUUGUUUCUAUGACUGGGAAGUUGUUUUUCUUGAACUUGCAUAUUACAAAACCAAUUUAAAAUACCCACUGAAAGAUUGGCUGGUUACAUCAUGUUGGGUAGAUUGUGAGUUGCACAAAGGAAUACUGCUGCUAAUGCAGUCUUAUGGAUCUUGAUAGCUUGCAAGCUGACUCAGGAAAAAGUCCUUGGUAUUUAUCCAUAAUUAUUCAAAACAAAUAAUUCAGGGACCACAAGCUAACUUUUGAUGGGCAUUCUUCAGUGUGCCUGAAAGCUAACUGGCUUUAUUAUAACUGUUCAAAGCGGGAGUCUUUCGUGCAUAUUUACAUUUGCAAGAAUAAUUCUUUGCUUCACCCUAGUGGCUAAAAUCCUGAACUACAAUUGGCUGUCAUGUGACCUGAUAAAUUGGCAAUAUUUAUUCAUAGUAUUUUAAUCUAUGGUUUUAGUACUGUGUCCAUUAAUUUCCAUUGCAGAUACAAAACAUAUCAUAGACCUCUGAUGGAACUCUGAUAUUGCUAUUCCCAAAUCAUGUUGGUAAAACCUUUUCAUAUUUUUCAAAUACAACCUCUCUGCAUUGAUAAGUGGUUCUGAUCCAAUCUUUGGUCAGAACUUUUACUUGAUGUUUCAUAUCAGCUGUGUAAAUAUUAUCUCUUCCGUGUUUGGUGAAUGUUGUGAUGUAAUUUCUGUGUGCUUGUGUUCCUGCAGCUGUUCAUUUAAUUUGGUGCCCAAUUGAAUAAUAAAUGAGAGCUUCCAAGGCAGUAUUCCUGAGAGGCGCAACUUUAAGAAUGCAGUUAGUGUGUGCACAUUUACAUGUAGCUAUGUCAGUUACAUGUAGAUAUUCAAGUUUAUCAAAGAUGACUAUCAUAGGAUGCUUUACUGUACUUCACUGUGUGUCCAGGGGAAAUUUUUUAAAAUAGUAAUGUAAUGGCAAUGGUGUUACUGUUUAUGUUGACGUAUUGUAAUCAUUACAUUUACCAAUUAAUCAUAUGUUUGUAAUCAGUUGUUUGCUGCAAAUACAAAUAAUUACUGCACUAUACACUCAUUCUCGGAGUAUGCAGGCAACUUCUUUGACCUGUAGGCUACUGUUCCACUAAGCCAGUAUGUCUCGUGGUCUGUUCCCCCUGGACAAUGUCUGUUUCAGGACAUUUCAGUUCCAUUGUUCUGGACUCAAAUGUCCUUCUCAGAUCCUACUAACUAUUUAUCACCAAAAAAUAAAGAUGAUGGAAAAAAAGACAUGAAAGU
Messenger RNA from Anguilla anguilla (European eel), 2941 nucleotides. RefSeq names its product gamma-interferon-inducible lysosomal thiol reductase (gene ifi30b). Gene Ontology annotation, molecular function: oxidoreductase activity, acting on a sulfur group of donors, disulfide as acceptor. The transcript is spliced from 7 exons. The coding region runs from base 79 to 861 and encodes 260 amino acids. The record is from RefSeq and is a predicted model, not a curated record. Gene Ontology annotation, cellular component: lysosome. NCBI's taxonomy places the organism in Eukaryota, Metazoa, Chordata, Actinopteri, Anguilliformes, Anguillidae.